CGACCAUGCACCGCAACUGAAUGAUCGGGGGCUGACCAGGAUGCGCCAGAGUUAAAAUAGCUCAGGUGAUGAUGCAGCAAUGAAGAUCGCUCACCGAGUCAAGUUGGCACGAUUGGUAUCUCGUUCUACAGGAUUCACCUUUGGGAUCACACAAGGACAUGAUGAGCGAACUUGAAUCGUCUGGCGCUGAUAUAGGACCAACAAGUCUCGGGAGUGGUCAUCCUUCUAUGAGCACCCAACCCUCGCAAAGGAGAUCCGACGUGACAACCUGGAAAUCAGAACCGCCGCAGAUUAUGAUGCUGCCAGACUUUUUGGUACGUUCGGAGUGGUCGCAAAUAAUGACAUGGCCCAGGGUCGCCGUUGAAGCUGCUCUGGCAAAUCUCGACGGCAGGCACUUAUCCUGCCAAAUGAUGAAAGGCAAACUCAGCACCGAAAUCCGCAUUCAUCGUCGCACAUCUCAUUCCCACCUCGCCGUGUUGACCAAUUCCGGCUGCUCGAAUGGACGAUGCGAGACAUGUGCGAAAAUAUGCGCAAAGUUGGAUUCGGCGUUUGUAACCAUUAACACAGGCCCGGGCGUAUUGGUCUCGCGCAAGACAACUCACCUGACGGUCCAUCUUCAAAUUAACACGUGACACGAACAUGGCUUCUUUUGUUGAGCCGUCACGAACUAGUAGGCUGAUGGUGUUCUCGUCCUUUCCCAUCCAUUCACAUGUCCUCGGGCCAGCUCGUAAUUGCCUCCAAUGUUUUGGUUUCCAAGCCCAGGCUGAAAUCUUUCUUCGGCCACCAGAGGAUUUUGCGAAUUCGUAAACAUGUCAUUUGUGGCACAUACUCGGG
Messenger RNA from Dissoconium aciculare CBS 342.82, 834 nucleotides. RefSeq lists its product as uncharacterized. The record is from RefSeq and is a predicted model, not a curated record. Lineage: Eukaryota; Fungi; Ascomycota; Dothideomycetes; Mycosphaerellales; Dissoconiaceae. Bases 162 to 632 code for a protein of 156 amino acids. The transcript has a single exon.